CUGCCGCCCGGGCCGGGCCGGGCCGCUGGGGCCGCAGCAGCCGCGGGGGCACCGGGGCCGCUCGGGGCCGUUCGGGGCCGGUUCCCGCGGAGCCCCCGGUGGUGGCGGCGGGAGCGAGCGGCGCUCCCGGCUCGGCCGCAGCAGCCCCAUGGCGGCGCAGGAGCCGCCGCGGCCGCCCCCGGGCAGCGCCGAGCCGCUGGAGCCGGAGCCCGGCGGGCGCUACGAGGCCGUGGUACCGCACUGGUUCUACUGCAAGGUCACGGACACGCGGGAGCGCUGGGUGCCGUUCAGCGCGCAGGACUCGGAGCGCCUGGAGGCGGCGCACGGCGCAGGGAAGGAGCAGGCUGGCGUGGUGGUGCCCACCUCGGGGGGCAGGUACGACGUGCACCUGCGGGAGCGGCGGCGCGUGGCCGUGUACUGGGAGGAGGAGGCGGCCGAGGUGCGGCGCUGCACCUGGUUCUACAAGGGGGACAAGGACAACAAGUUCAUUCCCUACUCUGAGGCCUUCAGUGAGGAGCUGGAGGAAGCUUACAUGAUUGCCGUGACCCUGGGUGAGUGGAAGAAGAAGCUGGAGUCCCCCAACAGAGAAGUCAUCAUCCUGCACAACCCAAAGCUGAUGGUUCACUACCACCCCGUGGCCAGCUCUGAUGACUGGGUCUCCACCCCCACGGAGCAAGGCCGGCCCCGCACUGUGAAGAGAGGAGUGGAGAACAUUGCUGUGGAGAUCCCCAAUGGAGAGCCGCUGCAGAUCGAUCACCUGGUGUUCGUGGUGCACGGCAUCGGCCCCGCCUGCGACAUCCGAUUCCGCAGCAUCGUGCAGUGCGUGAAUGAUUUCAGGAACGUGUCCCUCAGCAUGCUGCAGUCCCACUUCAGGAAGGCCCAGGAGCAGCAGCAGGUGGGCAGGGUGGAGUUCCUGCCUGUGAACUGGCACAGCUCCCUGCACUCCACUGGCGUGGAUGUCGACCUGGAGCGGAUCACGCUGCCCAGCAUCAACCGCCUGCGUCACUUCAUCAACGACACCAUCCUGGACGUGUUCUUCUACAACAGCUCCACCUAUUGCCAGACCAUCGUGGACACGGUGGCCUCGGAGAUGAACCGCCUGCACCGGCUCUUCCUGCAGAGGAACCCGCGCUUCAAGGGCGGCGUGUCCAUCGCGGGGCACAGCCUGGGGUCACUCAUUUUGUUUGAUCUCCUGACGAACCAGAAGGCUGAUCCCGAGGAGAAGGAGCUCUGUGUGCAGGUAGGGGAGGCCACUGCCCCCUCCUGCAGCUGCAUGGGGAUGGGGCACAGGAGCAAAGAGGUGAGCACAAAGUGUGAUCCCUCCUGGAUCUGUUCACAGGGGUCCAGGACAACCUCAAGCACGGGGGGUAUUGAGGAGGUAAAAGAAAUCCUGAAGAAGCUGGAGCUGUCUGAGUACUGUGAUGUUUUUGAGAAGGAGAAAAUGGACAGGCAAGCACUGCUCUUGUGCACAGAGAACAACCUGAAAGAAAUGGGAAUUCCCUUAGGGCCCAGAAUGAAAAUACUCCAUUACAUCAGCUCUGAGACAGGGAUGAAGGGUCGGAGCUCAGCAGCUCCUGGGCACAGUGAAGGUGAGGCUGAGCCAGGGUCCCCAUCCCAGCUUGGGGACAGCUCUGAGGAUGGCAGGAGCUGCCAGUACCGGGACGUUGGCCUGGGACAGGUGUCAGCAAACUACCCCCAGCUGAACUACAAGCCCAGCAUCUUCUUUGCCUUUGGCUCUCCCAUCGGGAUGUUCCUCACGGUGCGGGGAGUGAAGCGCAUCGACCCCAACUACAGCCUGCCCACCUGCAAGGGCUUCUUCAACAUCUUCCACCCCUUUGACCCCGUGGCGUAUCGGAUCGAGCCCAUGAUCGUCCCGGAGCUGGAGUUCGAGCCCAUGCUGCUGCCCCACCACAAGGGCAGGAAGAGGAUGCACCUGGAGCUGAAGGAAGGGCUGACCCGCAUGAGCGUGGAUCUGAAGAACAACCUGCUGGGCUCCCUGAGGGUGGCCUGGCAGUCCUUCACCCGCUCCCCCGUGCUUGCCCUGGAGGCUGGGAGCUCUGAGGCUGAGGCAGAGGCAGAGGCUGGCGCUGAGAAGCAGCCAGACACAAGGGCAGAGGAGCCCCCAGCAGCAGUGAAGGAGGAGACCCCUCCCAUCAACGUGGGGAGGCUCAACGGGGGGAACCGCAUCGACUACGUGCUGCAGGAGAAGCCCAUAGAGAGCUUCAACGAGUAUCUGUUUGCACUCCAGGGGCAUCUCUGCUACUGGGAGUCAGAGGACACCGUGCUGCUGGUUCUGAAGGAGAUCUACCAGACACAAGGCAUCACACUGGACCAGCCUUUACCAGGGAGCCAGUGACCCACCUGUGCUCUUCUGGCUGUUCAAUCCCACAGAGCACUCACCAGGAAAGUCCAGAUCUCAUCUCUGCCUUCCUCUCUCCUCUGCUGCCGUGUCCUGCAUGCUGCUUCCUGGAGACAGGAUGGAUUUUCCUCCAUUUUGGCUAGGGGUAGGGGGAAAAACCAUCAAGGAAAAACCACUUCAGCUCCAACACACACACACACCACCUGUACAGUGACUCCCUGUGGCAACGUGUGCUUUCAGCCUGCACCCUGUGAGCCCCCACACCAGCAGACGAGCUGUCCGGGCUCAGAGCCCACACCUGGCUCUGUGAGGACACUCACAGCCUGGGACUUGAGGAGAAAAAGCCUUAAACACAGCGUGGGAAGAGCUGCAGCAGCCUUGGAGCAAGGGAGAUUGCUGAGUGCUAAUACAAAAACACAAAACCCCCCUAGCAGGGCACAGGAGGUGAAACCCAGGGCACAGAGAGCUGCUGAGCCAUGGGGGCUGGCCAGCAUCAUCCCUGCACUGCUGCUGCAUCUCUGGGCACCCCUGCACUGCAGCCAGGCAGGGCUGCCCCUAAAGCACCCUGUGAGAGUGGCAUGCUCGUGCUCCUCCCUGCUGUGGGGUGCUGCUGGAGACAGCUCUGCACCCAAAACCCAGCCCAACCCAGCCCAUUCUGAACACCCAGACCCUCCCCAUGGCCCUAACCCAGCCAGUGCUGCUGGGGACAGCUCUGCACCCCAAACCCAACCCACCCAGACCCUCCCCAGUGCUGCUGGGGACAGCUCUGCACCCAAACCCAGCCCAUCCUGAACACCCAGAGCCUCCCCACAGCCCUGACCCAGCCAGUGCCCUGCUGUCCCUACUCCAAGGAAAGCUUCCCCCCCCCAGCUGGCAGUGCCAGCCCUCUGAGCCCUGCAGGGACACAGAGCAGCGUGAGCAGCAGCUGAGCAUGGAGAUCUGUGCCCUCUCCACGCUCCCAUCCUGGUUUAGCUUUAAAUGUCCAAAAUGCAGCCAGCAAGGUGGAGCACAGACGCAGCAGGGUGUGGGCACUGCAGGAAUGACCCCAGCUCUGUAGGCAGCUCAGUGUGCACUGCCUUGAAGCUCUUUGCUGAGGGGCAGGGCUGGAGAACCUCUGUGAUGCUUCCCUGGGGCUCCAGUGCUGGGUGAGGUGUUGCUGUGCAGCCUUUGGAGAGCCAAACCACUUUUCCCUCCUGCUGACUUUUGCCCUGCAUGGGGUAAGGAGCCUUUUUUCCCCCCACAGAGCCUGUUGGUUUGUUUUUCCUCCAUUGUCUGUUAUUUGCACUAUUGGAAGGGUUUUGUUUGCAGCCUCCAUCCCUCCUCCCCUCCCAAGGAACAGAAGCUGUUCUGUACCUGACUGCAGGAACAGCCAAGCUGCUUGGUCAGCACCUGACUGGCUGAAAUCUCAUGGGAGCAGGAAAAGGGACAGUCUUAACAUGGGACACUAAUGAUCAGCUUUUUAAGUUAUGCACUUUGUUAAAAAAAAAAGGAAGUUAAAUACAUUUUAAAUGUUAUUUAAUGUCUUUUCCAGUAAAAGCCAAAAUAAAUAAGUAGGUGAC
Messenger RNA from Zonotrichia leucophrys gambelii, 3918 nucleotides. It is a transcript of the gene DDHD2, whose product is annotated as DDHD domain containing 2. Gene Ontology annotation, cellular component: COPII-coated ER to Golgi transport vesicle; cytoplasm. The record is from RefSeq and is a predicted model, not a curated record. Gene Ontology annotation, molecular function: glycerophospholipase activity; metal ion binding; protein binding. The transcript has 16 exons. Bases 149 to 2356 code for a protein of 735 amino acids. NCBI's taxonomy places the organism in Eukaryota, Metazoa, Chordata, Aves, Passeriformes, Passerellidae.